AUGUCGGACGGAGGUAGGCCAUUGCCGAAAUUCGGGGAAUGGGAUGUUAAUGAUCCUGCUUCAGCCGAGGGAUUUACUGUGAUCUUUAACAAGGCUAGGGAUGAGAAGAAAACCGGUGGGAAACCCGAUUCGCCAGGAGGAAAGGGCGAUUCUCAUACUAAGGCUCCAAUGGAGCAUGGAAAGCCUCCUGGUAAGAAAUGGUUCUGCUGCAUCCAAAGUUCAGCCGCGGAAGCUUGA
Molecule: messenger RNA, 237 nt
Organism: Linum trigynum
Lineage: Eukaryota; Viridiplantae; Streptophyta; Magnoliopsida; Malpighiales; Linaceae
Source: the annotation of a GenBank genome assembly